AUGAAGGACGUCAGCUCGGAACAGUACUCUCGUUGGGUCUUUUUUCCUAAGCUUAUCGAGAGUUGCGGUACCGUCUCGCGCAAAGCAUAUUCAGCCCCGACCCCGUGUACUGGGUUGUACUGCACCGGUCUCCCAGCAGACGAUCCUGACUGCGUUGGAGAUUUGGAGAAUGUUGCUAACGUAUGCUCGCUGGUACCGAAGCUGAACCCAGACGACGAACCUGAGGUUUUCUGGGCCGUCCUCUACGAAUAUGAGGAUGGGACUCCUUUGCCCUUCGAUCAGCAGCAUUUUUCAUACAAGACUCCUUGCGUUAGUGACGACCCAGACGGCGAUGGAGAGAAAGAGUGUUACAACCAUAUUCCUGCUCUCAUGCUGGCACCGAACUACGAAAAGCUCGAGGAAGCCAUUGGAGCAACCAGUGCUUAA
Colletotrichum chrysophilum is the source of this 426-nucleotide messenger RNA. RefSeq lists its product as uncharacterized. The transcript is spliced from 2 exons. The record is from RefSeq and is a predicted model, not a curated record. NCBI's taxonomy places the organism in Eukaryota, Fungi, Ascomycota, Sordariomycetes, Glomerellales, Glomerellaceae. Bases 1 to 426 code for a protein of 141 amino acids.